AUGAAUUUUCUUACUGUGCCUUCUCCAACAACCCUUAUAUUAGUAUUAUCCGCAUUUGCUAUAGGUUACAAUUUUGGUGAACAAAACAAAGUUGAACCCUCUUUUAAGGAUAAAAGCCAGAAUAAAGAUUCCAAAAAAAAAGAUUCCAACAAAAAGCUUGUCAAAAAUAAAUUCCCAAAAGCAGGAGAGCAUAACUCAUACUCUGAGAAUGAAGAUGAGGACGAAGAUGAGAAUGAAGAUGAGGACGAAGAUGAGGACGAAAUCGAAAUUGACUCUUCCUCUUUAAAUGAUAUUUCAGGUGAAGUGCGUAUGGCAUUAGUAAUUAGACAAGAUUUGCAAAUGACAAAAGGAAAGAUUGCAGCCCAGUGUUGUCACGCUGCAUUAGCAUGUUAUAGAUUGAUAGCGACAGAUCCAAAAAAAGAAUCAUACAAUUUGCCACUAGUUAACAGAUGGUUACAUGGCGGCCAAGCCAAAAUUACUUUAAAAUGUCCUAAUAAAGAAGAUAUGGAUCUAAUGUUUGCUCAAGCUAUUUCUAUGGGCGUCAAUGCCUAUGUUGUUCAUGACGCCGGAAGAACUCAAAUCGCAGCUGGUAGUGCUACUGUUUUAGGCCUAGGACCAGCUCCUAAAGCCGUGUUAGAUAAAAUAACAGGUAAUUUGAAAUUAUACUAA
Saccharomycodes ludwigii is the source of this 669-nucleotide messenger RNA. It is a transcript of the gene PTH2, whose product is annotated as aminoacyl-tRNA hydrolase. Gene Ontology annotation, cellular component: mitochondrion; cytosol. Bases 1 to 669 code for a protein of 222 amino acids. The transcript has a single exon. Lineage: Eukaryota; Fungi; Ascomycota; Saccharomycetes; Saccharomycodales; Saccharomycodaceae. Gene Ontology annotation, molecular function: peptidyl-tRNA hydrolase activity. The record is from RefSeq and is a predicted model, not a curated record.